This is a messenger RNA of Kuraishia capsulata CBS 1993, 3795 nucleotides long. RefSeq lists its product as uncharacterized. Gene Ontology annotation, molecular function: protein binding; calcium ion binding. Lineage: Eukaryota; Fungi; Ascomycota; Pichiomycetes; Pichiales; Pichiaceae. The record is from RefSeq and is a predicted model, not a curated record. Gene Ontology annotation, biological process: endocytosis; endosomal transport. The transcript has a single exon. Bases 1 to 3795 code for a protein of 1264 amino acids. Gene Ontology annotation, cellular component: plasma membrane; cytoplasm.
AUGAGAUUGAUAGGACACGUUCAGCGUGGAGCCCCUUUGAGCGAGAGUCUGGCUCACCAAUCUGGUCCGGUUCCUACGUUUUCUGGAAUGGCCGUUAACCCAACCGGUGGCCAAACGGGACCACUGGGAGGUGGUAAUCUCUUGGGUGGAACUCCUACAGGGUCGCGGGUCACUUCUUCCGCAAGCUCCAUUCAACACACUGGAACGGGUGUUGCAUCCGGUGGAAUUGUUCCUCCCAUUUCUACACAAGCUUUGACCAAUUUUUCACAGAUGUUCGACCGUGCUUCGGGUGGUAAUGGUUCGGUUUUGACUGGCGAUAAAGCAAAGGAUAUCUUCUUGAAAGCGAAACUACCUAAUGUGGUGUUGGGUCAAAUUUGGCAACUGGUAGACAGAGAUCAGAGAGGCGAAUUGAGCAAACCUGAGUUUAUUGUCGCGAUGCACUUGAUCCAAUGCUUUCUGGGUAAAACCCUGCAGACGGUACCCCAAGUGUUGGCUGCAGACAUAUGGAGAACAGCCGAAUCGAGUGUUCCAAAAGUGGCUUCGCCUUUGGCAUCGCCUCCAGUGGUUGCGCCUAAACAGGCUCCCGUUUAUCCCCAACAGACUUCUAACUGGCAAAUGAGCCCAGCAGAGAGAAAGCAAUUCGACCAAUUGUUCGACCAACUUGACACUGCCAAGCAAGGAAAACUCAGCUCAAACCAGGUUGCCCAAUUUUUAAUGGGAUCCGGUCUGCCAAAUGAAGUUUUGGCUAAUAUUUGGGAACUGGCAAACAUCAAUGACUCUGAGAGCUUUGGUAAGCAGGAGUUUGCGAUUGCUCUCUUCUUGGUAGGCAAGAAGAGAUCUGGUGUUGAUCUUCCUGUAUCUGUCCCUGUUCAGCUGAUCCAAUCUGUUGGGACUGACUCUUUUGCUGCCCCUCCAAAGGACGCUCCAGCUCCAAUCGGCCAGGCGCCAUCCCAGUUUCCUCCUGCUCCGCAAGUCCAAGCUGCUCCCAAGAAAGAGAACGAUUUUGAGCUGUUGAACGAUCUUUUCACCGGAGCAUCGAUCUCCAGUGCAGCUUCUCCUCAGAGAACCGCCAGCAGCCACGUUACUCCUCAAUUGACUUCUUCUGUCACUGGGAGCAGAGCUCCUUUUGUGCCAUCUUCGAACUUUGGUCAGCAGAUGGUGAGCAAAGAGCAACAGAAGCAAACGCCAGUACUCCCAGCGCCAACUUUACUGGAGGAGUCUGAUGAUUCAGAGGAAGAACCGGCUUCGAGAGUCCCUCCAACCAUACCAGGUCGUGAUCAGAAACCCCGUUUUGACAGUCCCCAAACCACCGGAGGUCCUAACUAUGAUGCUUUGAGAUCUUUCAGCCAACAAUCUACUGGAACUGUCAAGAUAUCCAGUGCUCCAACAGCGCCUAUAUCUAGACAGCCCACUUUCCCAUCAACCCCAGCCGCCCCUGUUUCCAACGAGGCUGACAGAGAGAUUUCCAGCAAGCUGACUCAGGCUUCGGUAGACAUUGCUAACUUCUCUAAUCAGAUCAACUCAUUGACCAACCAGACCACUCAAGCCAACGAAAAGCGUGAGAAGGCCAAUCGUGAGCUCCAGAGAAUUAUGUUAGUCAAGCAGGAUAUCCAGUCCAAGCUGACUAAGUUGAGGGCAUUGUAUGAUCGCGAAGUCCAGCAGAUCGCCGAGGUUGAAUCUGUAUUGAUUCAGUCCAGACAGGAUACUGAGAAACUCAGGCAGGAAUCUUCUGUUGCUGAGGCCAGUUACCAUGCCGAGCAAGCUAAGCUUCAGAAGAUGCAGGUUGAAUUCGAGGAAAUUCAGAAAGAAAACCAGACCAUGAAAGAGAGACUUGGUGUUUUGAGUGCGGAGAAAGUCGAAUCUUCUUCUCAGCUUGAAAAACUUACGGCUCAGUUGAAGCAGGCACAAAGUUUCCUCUCCGUCUCUCAGCAACAAGUUGCGACCUCUCAACAGGAAAAAGAUGCCAUCACGAGCAAGAUAAAUGAUGUCUAUAAGGCCAUAAGUGAGGUUGAGGCUAAGAACGCUGCUUUGCUAGCUAAACGGGAGCAAAUUCAGAACGAAACAGAUGAGUUGCAUUCCAAACACGGAGACUUAAGCGUGGAAUACAGCAACAAAUCAUUGGAGUAUAGUAGCAAUGCUGUUUCCGGAACCAACCAUUCUUCGGCAACCAGGGGUAUUGGUUCAGUUACAUCUUCAGCAGGCGUAGGCGCUGCUGUGGGCGCUGGUAUUGCUGCUGUGGGAGCUGCUGUUGGUGGGGUUUUGGGCCACAAAGCGGAGCAACCAACCGAUUAUUUCAAUUCGAAGUCGAUUGAUCCAGAAACCGAAGAACCCACUGCCGAACUGGAGUCAGAUGAUGGUUUCCCAAUAGCUGAGAAUUCUUAUCCGACAAAGCAACAGAUUGACGAAAGUGUCCCAAGCGUGAGUGUUGGAUCUCCAUCGAUGACUGUUGGUGCUUCUACCGAUGGCAACGAUGAUACCCCCAACAGUUCUCCAACAAGUUCUGAGGAUUUCGAGCUCAGCCAUCCCAACCCAAGUGCCAGCUCUCAAAGAUUCAACUUGCCGUUUGCAAGACCCGAGUCUGCUACUUCGAGUGUCCAGAACAACGCUCCGUUGUCUGUGAGGGGUGACUUGGAUGUUUCGAUGCCUACCUCUCCUUCUAGUACUAUUGAGGAGGAGACCGCAUCUCCAUCCGAUGUCUUGGCAUCAUCUGCUCACACAGUUGAAGCCUAUCCAGAACAAGAGUCUGAACAAGCACAGCCUGUGGUUUCAUCUGGUGGUGAGUCAUUUGAAAUGGUCAAUGCAGAUGAUGCUCAUGAAUCCAGAGCUGCUAACCAUGAUGGCUCGCCUUCAACCACUGAAGAAGAAGAAGAUGUCAAUGCUGACACCACACCAGAUGUUGAUUCAAUCACGAAGACAGCCGAAGAUGAUUUCCCAGAGAUACAGCCUACUGAAGCGAUUUCUGCAGUGAUGCCAGGCAGCCUACCUGGUGAAUUUAUUACGGAGCCAUCAUUGGCGAUAUCCAAAAGCGUUGCGGAACAGAGCAUUCCUCAAGUCUCUCGUGCUGAGGAGUUUCCACCUUUUGAAGAAAAGGAAGUGGACGAAUCCGACUCUUCUGACUCUGAUACUUCAGACGAUGAGUUCCACGACACUGUUAUGCCAGAGUCUCCAGAAAAACAACCAACUGGUACUACUGAAGCUAUCCCAGAAGUUGCAGCCACUCCUGUUGGGUUCAAUCCUUUCAGCUCAACUCCAACCCAACCAUCUCAGCCAGACAACUUUGACCAGGCAUUUGAAGGAUUGGAAACCGCACCUGUUGGAAACGAUGAUUUUGACGAUUUCGAUAACCUGCAAGAGGCUGCUGCUGAGAAUUCUUACGAGAACAGAGAGUUUGAUGAGCAUGCCCAAUUUGAUCCGCAGAACUUUUUUGCUCAACAGCCUCAGCAAACCUCUGGAUUUGAUUUAGAUGCUCAGCAACAGGCGAGUGAAGCAUCUGCCGCCCAAGUCAAUGAUGAAUGGGAACAGAUAUUUGCUGGUUUUGGAAACGCCCCUGCGGGUGCACCGGCAGACCCACCCGCGUACCAGCAUGCUUCGUCUGAAAGAUCUACUGAAACGGCUCCCGUGUUUGGAGCUGGUGUUACCAAUACUUCAACUCAUGCACCAUCUUCGCAGGCUCACGAGCUGGCGAUUGAGGAGUUGGUAGCCAUGGGAUUCGGCAGAGAGGUGUCUACUGAUGCCUUGCAGAAAAAUGAUUGGUCUAUAGAAAGCGCGUCCAACUAUCUCAUAGACAACGCGUGA